Molecule: messenger RNA, 1883 nt
Organism: Eurypyga helias (sunbittern)
Lineage: Eukaryota; Metazoa; Chordata; Aves; Eurypygiformes; Eurypygidae
Product: 5'-3' exoribonuclease 1-like
Exons: 11
Coding region: 268-1455 (395 amino acids)
Source: RefSeq, a predicted model, not a curated record
CACAUUCAGCAAACCGUGCAUGAGAAGGGUGCAGUUCUACCUCAGGAAAUCAAGCUGGGAGCUGGGCAUCCAUUCUACAAGCCAGGAUUCAAUGACAGUAACUUUAAAGGUCAGCAGAGAAGACAGGAGCCAUACAAAAAGUUUAAAGAAGAUUCCAAAGUUACCAGAGGUGAAAGUCAGCCACAUAAUAGAAUACCAAACAAACAGAAUUUUGCAGGUGUAAAUAAGUACAAUGUCAAACUUCUGAAGAGGAAUGAAAGCCCCAACAUGCCUGUAAUUCAGAAGGCUGCAGUUGAUGUUCCCUGUACAGGUGGAAAGAAGGACAAUGAACUUGAAAGCCUUGUAGCUUCUUUGAAAAUUUCCAAAGAAAAUGAAGUGCAGAGUUAUUCCAAGGAAGGGAGAGCUACAAAUGAAGAACAUCUGUCACCACAGUCGUUUGCUAUGAAAGGAACACAGAUGCUCAAAGAGAUUCUGAAGAUAGAUGGCUCUGACCUGGAAACAAGGAACGAAGUGAAAUCCCAAGUUAAUGAUGUUCCUGCUCCCUCUAGUAGACAGGAUUGCCAUGGAGUUGCCUUGCAGUAUAAGCAAACAAAAAAAAUGGCUGCUUAUAUGAACAAGCCUCAUAGCACCGGAGGCCCUCAGAACACACCAGCACUGGAAACUGGAGGUCACCCUUUCACUUGUCCACAGCCUGCACUGUCUACUGUUUCUGAACUUUCUCGUAUCUGUUCUCUUGUUGGAAUGUCGCAACCAGACUUCUCCUUCCUAAAAACGCCACAGACCAUGACAGUUUGUCACAUAAAGUUAUCAAAUGGUUUGUUGGUUCAUGGACCACAGUGUCAUUCUGAAGCCGAAGCAAAGGAGAAAGCUGCGCUUUUUGCUUUACAGCGUUUGAGUUCUCUAGGAGUAAACUUCCCUUUGCCUCCACCUCCACCAGUGUUUGCAAACUAUCAACCACUGGGAGUUCCUGUACCACCUGGACCUAUUCCUCCAGUGUUUGCACAACCCCCCGCUAACAUGAUGCCUCCAUCAUCUCACAUGUUUGGUCCAGUGUCCUGGGGAACUCCAGUGCCUAAACAUUAUUAUCCUGGCUCCUAUCCAGGAAAUGUGUCUCUUGCAGGAACUAUGCCAGUUGGUUCUCACAACCAGUUCAUACCUCUGCAGGUAACUAAAAAAAGGGCUGCUCGCAAGAAAAACUUUGAGGUCAAGGAGUUUCAGACUUCCCCUCAAGCUGCACCACUAAAGAAUGAACAGCCAGUGUCUUCUGACCACAUGCAGCAAGAUAGUUCUUCAGCUCCUUUAAAAUCUCUUCAAGCUGCUCAAUCCACUGUUUCAUUUCAAGACAAUGUGGCUACUCCGAGAGCUCCUCAUAACAAAUCAACACCAAACACUUCCAGCAAGCGAAAGCCGAGAAAGCUGGCUGUCAAUUUUGGCGCACCGAAAUCUUCCGAAUAAGUAGAGUGGCUAGGUGUAUUUUAUCUUUAACUCUUCCCCCACUGUUAUGUUCAUUUAAAGAAACAGAAAGUUUCUAUUAAAAAGACCAGCCACUUUAAGUAUGAUGUAGAGUGAAACGCAUCGUAUUUGCUAUGAUUUUCAGGUUGUUAUGAAAACCAUUAAAAUUAUGUUAAAACUUAACUGUGUUGACUGCAGUUAGCAAAAGCCAGGAAACGCUGAGUUAAGGUUACCGUGCCAUCCGUAGGGCCUGGGUUUCUAUGCAGAGGCUUACAGACUGUCCUGGGUGAGCAGCAAUAACAGUGCUACCUUAACUCCGAAUCGCCGUGCUUUUUGGGAGGGAUGUGGAGCGGUAGGAAGUUGGGCAUCAAACAUUGUUAGUGUGACAUUUUGUAUCCUACCUUAUUUUUAAGUAGUGUAAUAAGACAGAA